Rangifer tarandus platyrhynchus (Svalbard reindeer) is the source of this 540-nucleotide messenger RNA. Lineage: Eukaryota; Metazoa; Chordata; Mammalia; Artiodactyla; Cervidae. The record is from the annotation of a GenBank genome assembly.
AUGCAACAUUAUUCGUGCUGCACUGGGCCAGUUCACAGAUGUCCUAGGCCCUACGAAGCCCCUGUGACGCCAGACCAGAAGCCGCUGCUGGUGAAUCAAGAAACUGGCUCACCCUGCGUCUCCCAACUCCAGGGCUCCCCUACGCCUCGCCCCUUCCGCUCCGGCCAGUCCAGCAGGCCCGGGAUGCCACCACGGCCCCCGGCUCUGGGCAGGCCCCAGCGAACCAAGGCCUCCAGCACAUCCCAGGGCGGGCGGCUCCAGCAGCCUAGGUCACUCCAGGCACACGCUUCCGCCGGCGGGUCAGCUCACCCCCACGCUUGCCGGCUCUCGAGGUCCCGGGCGUCUUGCAUGGACCAGGCGCGCGGCUCCUGCCUCCGCCUGCAGCUCCAGCGCCUCCGCCUGCAGCUCCAGCGCCUCCGCCUGCAGCUCCAGCGCCUCCGCAGCUCCAGGCGCUGUCCCAGGCAGUUCCCAGAACCAAAAUACAAUGGAACAAAUAGGACUAAAGCAACAAAUGAUCCUCUUGGUGAUGUGAACUGCUAG